Messenger RNA from Kwoniella botswanensis, 801 nucleotides. RefSeq lists its product as uncharacterized. The coding region runs from base 1 to 801 and encodes 266 amino acids. The transcript is spliced from 14 exons. NCBI's taxonomy places the organism in Eukaryota, Fungi, Basidiomycota, Tremellomycetes, Tremellales, Cryptococcaceae. The record is from RefSeq and is a predicted model, not a curated record.
AUGUCACCUCUCCCCAUCGAUCCCACAUUAGAUCCGACGUUACAUUACAUCCCUAGAAGAGCGGUUGCCGAGACCCUCACGCCAAACGAUACUCAGAAGAUAACCUUGAUCGUAGCUGGGUGUUAUGUGCUGGCUAUUGGAAUAUUACCGAUACUGGAGAAGAUCAUAUACCCAUUCAAAUUACUCACCGUAGGAAUGCACGAAAUGUCGCAUGCACUUGCUGGCAUUCUGACCUGCGCAACAGUCGAGAAGAUCACGCUCGAUCCUCAAGAAGGCGGUUCGACAAGAAUGAGAGGCGGUAUACCUGCUAUUACACUCCCAGCGGGAUAUCUAGGAUCAUCUUUCAUUGGAGCAGCAUUGAUAGCUUGCGGCUUCGACACCAACGCAUCCAAAGUGGCAUGUCUGAUCCUGGCUUUCUUCUGGAUAUUGACCCUUUGGUGGGUGAGAUCAAGUUGGGUAGCUUGGGCUACUAUCGCUCUCAUGGCUGGUCUGAUUGUCAUCACUUGGCUAGUAGCUCAUUCAGUCGCAUUGAGAUUUCUAAUCCUCUUUAUAGGUGUCAUGUCAUGCCUUUAUGCUAUCUGGGAUAUCGUCGAUGACACCCUAGCCAGAAAGGUGAACACCUCGGACGCAUCGGAGUAUGCCAAUCUCAUAGGAUGUUGUGGAUCGCGGUUCUGGGGAGCAUUCUGGUUGAUCAUCUCUUGCGCAUUCUUCGCUGUCGGUAUACUAGUGGGUAUAGCAGCUUUCAAAGACGACUGGGAUACCCAAGCUGCCAGAGCCGAUGAUUUCCUGGGAGGUGGGUGA